This is a messenger RNA of Rhododendron vialii, 1335 nucleotides long. Its product is annotated as stemmadenine O-acetyltransferase-like. The transcript has a single exon. The coding region runs from base 1 to 1335 and encodes 444 amino acids. The record is from RefSeq and is a predicted model, not a curated record. NCBI's taxonomy places the organism in Eukaryota, Viridiplantae, Streptophyta, Magnoliopsida, Ericales, Ericaceae.
AUGACAGUGAAAGUCACAAUCACCUCCACAGAAACUAUCAAACCAGCUUCACCAACUCCCCACCACUUAAAAGCCCACAAGCUCUCCUUUCUUGAUCAGCUCCAUCCUACUAUCUUCAGUCAUGUUGGCCUUUACUAUCUCCCAGAUAACUCCCAUAAUUCCCAGCCGCCUAAUGUCGCCGGUGUAUUGAAGGAAUCACUCUCAAAGGCCUUAACCCUCUUUUACCCCCUCGCCGGAAGAAUCGACAGCGACCAGCAUUCCAUCGAUUGUAACGACGAGGGGUUGUACUACUCGGAAGCCCUGGUGAAUUGUCAUCUGUUAGACUUCCUCAGGAAACCGGAUCUCGACUUGCUAAAUGAUUUCUACCCUUGCCAUCCGACUAAGCCCGAACCGUUUGCAAGAAUUUACCCGGUUAUGAUUCAAGUCAAUGUUUUCGAGUGCUCUGGGAUUGCUAUUGGUUUGUGUCUUUCGCAUAAAGUCCUUGAUGGAAUCUCAACUAGUUCAUUUCUAAGAGGUUGGGCUUCUUGUGCUCUCAAGUGCUUCAAGACUGUCUCUCCUUCUUUCAAUGCAGCAUCUUUGUUCCCGCCAAAUAAUCAACUUCCGAUGGACUCCAUCGCUUCAUUGGGGAGAUCCAUGAUCAAAAUGGGAAAUUCCGUUACGAGGAGAUUCCUUUUCGAUGCAUCAGCAUUGUCCGCUCUCAAGAGCAAAGGCGAUAUGGGUACGGGUAUCCGGUCCCCGUCUCGGGUCGAAGCUGUGACCGCCUUCAUUUGGAAAUGUGCCAUGUCUGUUUCUGAAGCAAAAUCAGGUAUCCGAAAACCAUCUAUUCUGUCCCAUGCAGUGGAUUUGCGAAGAAGAAUGGUGCCACCUCUGGAAGAAUACUCAAUGGGGAAUCUCCUUUGGAUUCCAAGUACACACUGCAGGAUUGAAGAUGAGAUGGAGCUGAAUUCCCUGAUUGGUAAGCUCAGAGAAACAAUCACGGAAAUCGAUGCCGAUUUCGUUAGAAAACUGCGGAAUGGGGGUGGGUUGUCCAUGAUUUCCAAGAAUGUGGAAGAGAUGGCUGAGUUGUGCUCCAAGGGUCCGGUGGAUUAUUACGGGUUCACGAGUUGGUCCAGAUUUGGAAUAUAUGAGACUGAUUUCGGGUGGGGAAAACCCGUUUGGGUUAGUAGUCACAAGAUAACAGGAUCAAUGUUCAUGAAUUUGGUCCAUAUGUUGGAAACAGGAGAAGGGGAUGGGAUGGAAGCAUGGAUAACAUUGGAUGAACCUGAGAUGGCCCUGCUACUAGAUCAUCAGGAGUUCCUUGCGUUUGUAUCUGUGGAUCCAACUCCAUCAAACUGA